CGUAGUAAAGGCGCCAGAUCCGAAAGCAUUGGGAGACACGUGUAAUCUAUCGGGAUGAGAUGGCAAAAUCAGGGGGUGCUGGGAAGCACAAGUGAUUGCUCUCCCUCGCUUUCCCCAAUUUCCAAUCCAAGGCAAGGAGGAUCAUGGAGAUAAGCUCGGCGGGCAGAAGCGGAUGAGAGAGAAACCCACUUUCGUCAAUUCGAGAAAUUGGGGCUCCCACGUAAUCAUAAUUAAAGCCAUGAACAUUCCCAACACCGCGCAUUAAAGCGACCGCUAUAUUCAUUCUCAGAUCCUUCGCACCUCCCCCUACUUUGUACGGCUCUCCCCGGUCUUCUCCUUUCUUUAUGGCUGUAUCCGACACGGUCGUCGGGAACCUGACGACGAUCUACGUGGCGGUGAUCGCCGGCAUCAAAGCCUACGGGCUCGUGUGCGGGCGGAGCUUCAGCGGUGGGUUUGUUGUGAUCGCUUCGAGCACCGUGGUGGGCCUCGUGCUGGUGGCAACGCUGACGUGGGACGUAUCCCGUAAGGUCACGUACGCCUUCACGCGCUGUCACGGCGGUCAUCAUCAUUCUCACAGUCACGCCCAUGAGAUGUGCAAGGGCGGCAUCUGUUGGCACGGCGUGGCAGUGCGAUCCACCGCCUCUCAGGUCCGCUUCAGACUUCCCCGUCAGAUUCCCUACGCGACUCUGUAAAACAAGUUCAUAAUUAGGUAGGUACAAGAACAAUAACAUGGUUUUUGGUUUCUUCCCUCAUGUAAAAAGCAUAUGUAUAAUUUUGUCUUGAAUUGCGGAUGCUGUUGUAAAGGGUAAUCAUCCAGUGAAAGGGGCUCGAGAUGUAUAUGGUGGUUUUGAUUCGAGGGUUCAGAGCUUAAAUUAGAUUAUUGUAAUAUAUGUAUUGAUAAUGGAAACCGGAAUGUUAAAUUAUGUGCAUAGACAU
Neltuma alba is the source of this 936-nucleotide messenger RNA. RefSeq lists its product as uncharacterized. Bases 345 to 692 code for a protein of 115 amino acids. The transcript has a single exon. The record is from RefSeq and is a predicted model, not a curated record. Lineage: Eukaryota; Viridiplantae; Streptophyta; Magnoliopsida; Fabales; Fabaceae.